Molecule: messenger RNA, 2653 nt
Organism: Lymnaea stagnalis (great pond snail)
Lineage: Eukaryota; Metazoa; Mollusca; Gastropoda; Lymnaeidae
Source: the annotation of a GenBank genome assembly
GAAAUGCAGCUGUCACAUCAGAAAAUCAACCUGUCAUAUCAGCUAUCUCAACCGUAACGUACAGAAGUCGCGUCCAUGUAAGAACUUUGACGGACUCAGUCGUAAAAAUGUCACAUAUGUCACGUUCCAACGUGACGCUGCUGUGACCAAACUGAUAUGGCGAUGGCUAUGACAUCACAGACGAAAAUCUAAAUGGAUGGCUGUCUAGGACACAGGGGCUUUAGGCUGCCCCGGCCUGAGGUCUACACACCUGUGGAGUUGGCUGUCAUAGAUGACCAGAUCAAGGUAGAGAUCGGAGAAUAAGGGUGGGGGAGGGGGAGUGUUGAUGAGACCCUGAAGUUCACAGAAGUCCAGCAUAAUUUGUUGGUCCUUGUAUGUUACUUGGUUUGCACUUGUAUACAUAAACGGCACCUUCUGUUGCAGAGACUUGUUUUUAGUGUUAGAACUGGACGGCAUGUUCACGUCGAACCCAGGGGCGCCAAGCUCUUCAACACCCACCAGACCCGCUCAUUAUAAUCUGCUGAACUUGUUACUUCGCCCUCACUGGCUGGACCAUGAAACCGAAUGACGGCCGGGGGGGGGGGGGGGGGGGGGGGGGGGGGGGGGGGCUUGGGGCAGGGGCUAAGACUGUGAGAAUUCCAGGCGAACUCUCUGCCAGAUAUCAGAACAUAUGUGACCUUAUUAUGGGGGGUUAGGGUAGUUGGUGUACACCGCCUUAACCAUUAAAAUACCUCUUACCCACCAACAUGGAAACAAAUAACUGCCCCCCCCCCAAAAAAAAAUAAAAAAUAAAUAAAUAAAAAUAAUAAUAAUAUAAAAAAGAAACAAAUAACUGCCCCCCCCCCCAAAAAAAAAAUAAAAAAUAAAUAAAUAAAAAUAAUAAUAAUAUGGAAAUGCAGUUAUCUUCUAAGCCUAACCCCAAUCCUAACCCUUGACGCAAUCCUAAAUCUAAUCCUAGCCCAACCCUAAAGGAUAAGAACAAGGGUAGACCGGGUGCUUUAUGAAUACACAGAACUGACUGGUUGGCAUCUUGCAGUCGACACAAUUUAUUGAUUUACGAUUGUAAAUAAUUCAGUAAAACUAGAAGAUCUCAUGUUUCUGUGCUAGAUAUUGUACAUUUUAAAUGCAUUCUUGCAUUGCCAGCCGGUCGGCUUGUAGUAUCUAUAGAGUUAAUGGGGGAAAUUUCUGAUUCCUUGAAUGAUUUCCAAUUAUUCUAAUUUAUCUAAUUUAUCUUAGCUCUAUUCGCCUUUCAUCUGUUUUUAAUUAUUAUUUUUUUUAUCUUAGAUCAAAUUUAUCUUAGAUCUAAUUUAUUUUAGAUUUAAUUUAUUUUAGAUCUAUUUAUCUUACUCAGAUCUAUUUUAUCUUAUAUCUCAUUUAAUCAGAUCUAUUUGCUCUUAGAUCUAUUUUAACCCUGAUUUCUUCAACCAAUAUCAGAUCGAGGCUCUAAAGAAGAAUGCCACGGAGAAGUAUGGGGAAAUCCCAUUGGACAUUGUUUAUAUCUACCGCAGCAAGCCCACUUUGGGCGUGGCCAUAGAGGGAGGAGCCAACACGAGGCAGCCCCUCCCAAAAGUCAUUACUGUUCAGGUUGGUUACCAAAUAUAAUAAUGACAUGACAUGUGAUAAAUACCUAAAUGGAUAUGUGACGUAUGUACCAUUAUUAGUAUGUUCCUAACUCAAUGUGCAAUGCAACAUACUCUGGUGACACAUUUAGGUUCAAGGGUUACCUAGCAACAUCUUGGGGAAAUUGUAGUAAUCUAUAACUGUACCAGCUACUAAAAAGCGUCUUUGCUUUCAGUGCAGAGCUAAAAAAACUACAUUCAUUUUAAACCUACAGUUUAUUUCAACAUAUCACCUGGUGAGGAAAGUUGAGAAUGUAUUGAUUUACUGUUAUGAAAUUGUUUAAUCCACAGCCUGGUGGCUCCGCCUAUGAAUCUGGCGGUUUGAGAGUAGGUCACGUGAUCCUUGAGGUCAACGGCCAACCAGCUGUCGGUCUGUCCCACAUGGACGUGGCUCGCCUCAUAGCGGAGGCUUUCAAGAACAAGAGCAACGACAGGAUGGAGCUCCUGGUCACUGAGUGGUCGGACACACUGCUGGACACCAUCAAAGUGGACAUUGGUUUGCUCAAAGUGUAGCACUGAUUACAGAGUGGUCGGACAGGACACACGGCUGGACACCAUCAAAGUGGACAUUGGUUUGCUCAAAGUGUAGCACUGACUACAUAGUGGUCAGACACACUGCUGGACACCAUUAAAGUGGACAUCCGUCUGCACAAAGGGUAGCACCGUUCACUGAGUGCUGGGUUCACUUUGGUUUGCUCCAAAUGUAGCUCUCACAGGUUACCGAGUGAUCAGACAUCCUGCCAGACACCAUCAAAAUAGACGUUGGUUUGCACAAACCGUUGCACUGGUCACUGGGUGUUUGGUCAGUUUACUGGACGCCAUCAAAGUGGACAUUGGUUUUCACAAAGUAACUUUGAUGUGAUAUGUAACUUAUUAAAUCAGUAGAACAUAAAUUUGGUGUGUCUAUUUGAAGUGUUCGCAGUGAGAAUUCCUUGCUGUGUAACUUAGACGGCUCGACAUUCCAAAUACUUUCUUGAACCUUGCACAAACUUCUACCUGUGUAAUGAAAGUGUUAAUGCAUAAUUAUAGCAAGG